Drosophila montana is the source of this 937-nucleotide messenger RNA. RefSeq names its product microtubule-associated Nat9 (gene Mnat9). The record is from RefSeq and is a predicted model, not a curated record. Gene Ontology annotation, molecular function: N-acetyltransferase activity. The transcript is spliced from 2 exons. The coding region runs from base 271 to 873 and encodes 200 amino acids. NCBI's taxonomy places the organism in Eukaryota, Metazoa, Arthropoda, Insecta, Diptera, Drosophilidae.
UCGCGUCGUUCGCGGGAGUCAGCUGUUUAUGUUAUCUGGCAACGCCACGACUUCUGUGAAUAUCGAUAUGCACAUUCAAUAUACGCUCAGCUGUUUUAUAUAAAAUCAUAACUUUUUAGAAAGAUGUAUGUCUAUAUCAGGAAGAAAACCCGCUGAAAUCUGCUCAAAUCUGAAAUGAGUUACUGUCUAUCGAUAUUAGGCUGCCCAACUGCCAUCUCUAUUAGGGACCCUUACUGCAUUUGAAUUAUUUUUGGUGUUAUUUUCGAUCCCAUGCGCGUAAAUGAGCACACAAAACUGCUUGGGCAGCGUGUCAUUCUGGUGCCCUACGAGGCCCGGCAUGUACCCAAGUAUCAUCAAUGGAUGAGCAGUCCCACGCUGCGUAGCCUGACCGCCUCGGAUGAGCUCACCUUAGACGAGGAAUACGCAAUGCAGCAGAGCUGGCGCCAGGACGAUGAUAAGCUCACAUUUAUUGUCCUUUGCGCUGAUAUCUAUAACAAGACUAACGAUGAGAUAGCCGCUAUGGUGGGCGACACAAAUCUCUUUGUGCGCCACGAUGAGGAGUCGCAGCAAUAUGUGGCAGAGGCGGAAAUUAUGAUCGCAGCACCCGAGGCGCGCGGCAAAGGAUAUGGUCGCGAGGCUAUGCUACUUAUGUUCAAGUACGCCCAGCAGCAACUACCCGUGACCAAAUUCGAAGCCAAGAUCGACAUGGAUAAUGCAAUAUCGUUGCGCCUCUUCGAGAGAUUUCAGUUUUCCGAGGUGCGACGCGUGGAGGUAUUCCACGAGGUGACCCUAGAGCGGCCCAUAACAGACGACUGGCUGUCCUGGCUGGAUGAUCAGGUGCAGCUAAGAACUGAGAAAUAUGAUGGUGCUUGAAAAUGAUGUACACUUAGUUAAUGUUCUGUUUAUUACAUUUAUAUUACAACUACUUUGCCUUUAA